Sclerotinia borealis F-4128 is the source of this 918-nucleotide messenger RNA. The record is from the annotation of a GenBank genome assembly. NCBI's taxonomy places the organism in Eukaryota, Fungi, Ascomycota, Leotiomycetes, Helotiales, Sclerotiniaceae.
AUGUCGAUACGCGGUACAGCAGGGUAUAAUUUGGGUGGGCAGAACUCAUUCGGAGGAGGAUCAAGUAUGGGUGGUAUGGAUAAGCAGAAUGAACCUGGUGCUCUUGAUGCGAUCAGGGAGCAAACAAGCAAAAUUGAGGAUUUCUUGGAUACUUUAAGUGAACCUGUUAAGCCAUACUUACCAGCGAUCGGACGAUUCCUAAUCGUUGUUACAUUCUUGGAGGAUGCCUUAAGAAUAAUUACACAAUGGAGCGAUCAACUAUUAUAUCUGCAUGAUUACCGACACAUCCCAAGCGGUCUUACACAUAUCUUCCUAAUCCUUAACGUCCUCGCAAUGAUUUCGUGCUCUACACUUGUUAUCGCACGAAGAUACUCGGAUUACGCUGUUGGUGGAUUGAUUGGUGUUGUGGUGGUACAGGCACUCGGAUAUGGACUCAUCUUUGAUCUCAACUUUUUCCUCCGAAAUCUUUCGGUCAUGGGUGGUCUAUUGAUGGUUUUGUCCGAUUCAUGGGUCCGCAAAUCCAAGGCAUUUGCCGGUCUCCCAGAAAUAGACGAGAAGGACCGCAAAAUGUACUUCCAGCUCGCUGGUCGUGUCUUGUUGAUCUUCCUCUUCGUUGGAUUCGUUUUCAGUGGCACCUGGAGUAUUUGGAGAGUGAUUGUGGUCGUUUUCGGUCUCGUUUCCUGCGUUAUGGUUGUAGUGGGUUUCAAGGCAAAGUUCAGUGCUAUUAUGCUUGUUCUUAUCUUGAGUGUUUUCAAUGUGUUGGUGAACAACUUCUGGACUCUUCACGAACACCACCCCCACAAGGAUUUCGCCAAGUACGAUUUCUUCCAAAUUUUAUCAAUUGUUGGAGGUCUCCUACUCCUUGUCAACAGCGGACCAGGGAAAUACUCCAUCGAUGAGAAGAAGAAAGUCUACUAA